This is a messenger RNA of Aphanomyces invadans, 1028 nucleotides long. RefSeq lists its product as hypothetical. NCBI's taxonomy places the organism in Eukaryota, Oomycota, Saprolegniomycetes, Saprolegniales, Verrucalvaceae. Gene Ontology annotation, molecular function: S-adenosylmethionine-dependent methyltransferase activity. The record is from RefSeq and is a predicted model, not a curated record. Bases 19 to 660 code for a protein of 213 amino acids. The transcript has a single exon.
AAUAUCUCGUGGGUCGACAUGAACAUUGAAGCCGCGUACUCGCGAUGGUCGGCCAUCUAUGACACCAACACGAAUCGAACGCGGGACUUGGAAGGCGCCGUGGCCCACGACUUCCUGUCAUCCCACAAGUUCACCGAUGCCCUCGAAAUGGGCUGUGGGACAGGUAAGAAUACGGCGUGGCUCCAGACCAAGUGCGAUCGAGUCAUCUCCGUGGACCUGACGCAAGCCAUGCUCGACAUCGCUGCGACCAAAGUGAACUCUCCACAUGUGACGUUUGUCAAGGCAGACAUGGUGGAAACCCCAUGGACGUCGUUUGUUACCUCCAAGGUUGACCUCGUCACAUUCAGUUUGGUCCUGGAGCACGUCCAAGACUUAAAUGUCGUGUUCGAACAAGCGGAUAGAGUUCUAAAGGCCGGUGGGCGCGUCUAUGUUGGUGAGCUUCAUCCGAUGAAGCAGAUUACUGGGACGAAGGCGCGGUUCGAAUCGGCGGCUACAGGGCGAGUUGAGGAAGUGACAUGCUAUACCCACCACACGUCCGAUUUUGUUGGGGCUGCGAUGGCACGAGGGUGGACCCUGGAGCGUUUGGACGAACGGUUCGACCAGGAUGAUCGAACCCAACUGCCUCGAAUUCUCGGCCUUCUCUUUCGAAUAGGUUGCUGAGGGACAACAUCAUAAUGGAGGCCCUCCCAGCCAUUCCUUCGUAUCUUCUCGAGAACUACUCGCUCUUCAAAACGCACGGCCGCCUACACAACUCAGGACGGAACUACGAGCUAGUACAGGCGGUUGACGUCAUCGAUGGUCAUGGCACUGCACUGGCAACGCGCUCACAGUCCGUUUGGUCCAAUGCUUGCUUUGAGUCGAUGGUCAUCUCGCACAUGACGGGGAACACAACAGUCAGAAUGGCGCAUGCCACUCACACGAGCACAUUGCAGAUAGGCGCGUACAGAUCGGUGUGCUCGGCAGUCGAGAUGUCGUUCCUGGUGUGUAUGGGUCGGGUGCACAAGGAACGGCGACUCCAGCCAUGGUCC